Saprolegnia diclina VS20 is the source of this 3339-nucleotide messenger RNA. RefSeq lists its product as hypothetical. Gene Ontology annotation, biological process: nucleosome organization; regulation of transcription by RNA polymerase II. Gene Ontology annotation, molecular function: ATP binding; nucleosome binding; histone binding. The coding region runs from base 24 to 3275 and encodes 1083 amino acids. The record is from RefSeq and is a predicted model, not a curated record. NCBI's taxonomy places the organism in Eukaryota, Oomycota, Saprolegniomycetes, Saprolegniales, Saprolegniaceae. Gene Ontology annotation, cellular component: nucleus; chromatin. The transcript has 5 exons.
UGGAAUUGGAGCCUGGGGUGUCUAUGGCCACGACAAAGUCACCGACGAAGCGCGCCGAGGACGCGGCCGCGGCCCACGACUCGGACGUGGAGUCGUACUCGGACGAUGGCAAUGCUUCUGGCGUCGAGGACGACGAAGAUGCUGGUGGCGCCUUGGAAGCCAUCGCCGCCAAGGAAGAAGAGGAAGAAGCGCUGUCGCCGGAAGAGAAGGCUGCCCGCGAUGCACUCCUCCGCGAAGAAGAAGAAGCCUUCCGCAAGCAGAAGGAGACCCAGCUCAAGACAUUGCAGGCGCUGCGCGAAGCCGAAGAAGAAGCCGACGCCGAGGCCCAGAAGAACAUCCGCCCCACGGACAAGCGACUUCAAUUCCUCAUGGCCCAGUCGGAUGUCUUUACGUCGUUCUUGAUGGGCGGGACGUCGGCCGUGGGGAAAGCCAUGACCAAGAAGCGCGGGGAGACCAAGAAGCAGGAAGGCGAGAACCGCCGGUCGGGCAAGAAGGCGGACGACUCGGCCGAAGAUCAAGCACUGCUCGCGAUGGAAGAGUCGCGCUUCACGCGCCUCGACAAGCAGCCAUCCAACAUCGCCUUUGGCACCAUGAAGCCGUACCAGCUCGAAGGUCUCAACUGGAUGAUCCGUCUCCACGACUGCGGCGUCAACGGCAUUCUGGCCGACGAAAUGGGGUUGGGCAAGACGUUGCAGUCCAUCUCGCUUCUCGCGUACCUGCGCGAAGCCCGCGCCAUCAAGGGUCCGCACAUGAUCAUCGUGCCCAAGUCGACGGUCGGCAACUGGAUGCGCGAGCUCAACCGGUGGUGCCCGUCCAUCCGCGCAUUCAAGUUUAUGGGCGACAAGGAGCAGCGCAACGUGCUGCGCGAGACGAUGAAGUCGACCAAGUUUGACGCGUGCGUGCUCUCGUACGAAGUCGCGAUCAUCGAGAAGGCGACGUUGAAGCGCUUCAAGUGGAAGUACAUGCUCAUUGACGAAGCGCACCGCAUCAAGAACGAAAACUCCAAGCUCUCGACCGUCGUGCGCGAGUUUGACGUCGAGCACCGCCUCCUCAUCACGGGCACGCCGCUCCAGAACAACCUCCACGAGCUCUGGGCGCUCCUCAACUUUCUUCUCCCUGAUGUCUUUACGGCGUCCGAGGACUUUGACUCGUGGUUCAAUGUGGACGGCGAGCAAGGCCAAGAGAACGUCAUCAAGAAGCUCCACACGGUGCUGCGCCCGUUCCUCCUCCGGCGCCUCAAGUCGGAUGUCGAGCACUCGCUGCCGCCCAAGAUCGAGACCAAGCUCUACGUCGGCCUCUCGGAAAUGCAGCGCGAGUGGUACACGCGCGUCUUGCACCGCGACGCGACGCACCUCAACUCGAUUGGCGGCUCGGACCGCGUCCGCCUCCUCAACAUCCUCAUGCAGCUCCGCAAAGUGACCAACCACCCGUACCUCUUUGACGGCGCUGAGCCGGGCCCGCCGUACAAGGAGGGACCGCACCUCUGGGAGAACUGCGGCAAGAUGACGCUGCUGCACAAGCUAUUGCCGCGCCUCAAGGCCCAAGGCUCGCGCGUGCUCAUUUUCUGCCAAAUGACGUCGAUGCUCAACAUUUUGGAAGACUACAUGCGCUACAACGACCACGAGUACUGCCGCCUCGACGGCAGCACCCAAGGCGAGCUCCGCGACGAGUACAUGGACGUGUUCAACGCGCCCAACUCGACGAAGUUUGUGUUCCUCCUCAGCACGCGCGCGGGCGGCCUCGGCAUCAACUUGGCGACCGCCGAUAUCGUGAUUCUCUUCGACUCGGACUGGAACCCGCAAGUGGAUCUGCAAGCGAUGGACCGUGCGCACCGCAUUGGCCAGACCAAGCUCGUCCGCGUCUUCCGCUUUGUGACGGACGGGACCGUCGAAGAAAAGAUCAUUGAGCGUGCCGAGCGCAAGCUCUACUUGGACGCAGCGAUCAUCCAGCAAGGCCGCCUCGCGCAGCAGAACCGAAAGCUCUCGAAAGACGAGCUCAUGACGAUGGUGCGCUUUGGUGCGGACGAAAUCUUCAACGCCAAGGGCUCGAUGAUCACGGACGACGACAUUGAUGCGAUCUUGGCAAAAGGCGAGGAGCGCACCGAGGCCAUGAAGGCCAAGGUCGUCGACGACAUGCAGCACAACCUCGCCAACUUUAGCCUCACGAGCGUCUCGAGCUUGUACGACUUUGAGGGUGAAAACUUUGCCAAGGACGCGGCCGAGUCGGGCUCGGUCCUCCCGUCGACGUUCAUUGCGCUUCCCGCGCGCGAGCGCAAGAAGAACUACGACGUGGACGAGUACUACCGCCAGCAGACGGGCCAGACCAAGCCGAAGAAGACCAAGAAGCCCGACGAAGAGAACAAGCCCAAGGUGCCAGUCGUACACGAUUUUCAGUUUUUCGACCGCGAGCGCAUGACGGCGCUGCUCCAGAAGCGCUACGACGUCGAGUUUGCGCGCAAGGAGCACAUCAAGCUCAUCAAGGAAGCCAAGGCGGACGAGCAAAAGCAAAAGCUCGAGGGCGACGACCUCAAGUCCAAGCAGCUCGAGGCCGAGCUCGAAAACAUGGUCAUGGACGCCGCCGACGUGACCGAGCUCGAGGCGCUCGAAGCUGACGGGUUUGGCGACUGGAGCCGGCGCGACCUCAAGCAGUUUGUGGCGAGCUGCGAGCGCUUUGGUCGCAGCGACAAGGAUGCGGUCUGCCUCGAAGUCGCGACGCUGCUUGUCAAGGACGUCGCGCGCGUCGCCGAGUACUAUGACGUGUUCUGGGCGCGCGGGACCGAGCUUGAAGAAUAUCAAAAGUACAUGGACCGCAUCGAGCGCGGUGAGAAGCGCAUCCAGCGCAACCUCGCGAUCAAGGAAGCCCUCGCCUCCAAGGUCGCUCGGUACAAGAACCCGUGGCGCGACAUGAAGCUCACGUACCCCGGCGGGUACAAGAGCAAGGGCUUCACGAUGGACGAGGACGUCUUUUUGAUUUGCAUGAUGCACAAGCACGGCGUCGGCGGCGACUGGGUCGCGAUCAAGGAGGACAUUCGCAAGGCGUGGCAGUUCCGCUUUGACUGGUUCUUCAAGUCGCGCACGAUUCUCGAGCUCCAGAAGCGCGGCGAGUUCCUCACCAAGCUCAUCGAGAAGGAGAACGAGGAGCUCGGCACCAAGGUCGUGGCCGAAGAAGAGCACUUGGCGACAAAGGCCAAGCCGUCGAGCUCCAGCUCCAGCUCGAGCAAGAAGCGCACGUCGUCGUCGACGUCAUCGAGCUCCAAGCGGAAACGAACCUCGUAGUCGUUGGGCCAAGAUGAAGCCGAUUAACAACAAAAUGCCAAUGCUUUACGAUGUAUAAGUACUA